Molecule: messenger RNA, 1551 nt
Organism: Oreochromis niloticus (Nile tilapia)
Lineage: Eukaryota; Metazoa; Chordata; Actinopteri; Cichliformes; Cichlidae
Product: GTPase IMAP family member 6-like
Exons: 4
Coding region: 42-1310 (422 amino acids)
Molecular function (GO): GTP binding
Source: RefSeq, a predicted model, not a curated record
CUUCUUCACUUUGCUAAACUGGACGGAAGGACUGAAGGACUAUGUCUUCUAAAAGGAAGAUUGUAAUUGUUAUCCUGGGAAGAGAUGAAGUCUUGAAGAAAGCCCUAAUAACCAACAUCCUGGGAAAAGAUUUAUCCAAAUUAAAUAAAAGACAAGCUUUGAAAAAAAUUGAGAUUUAUGUAAAUGAUAUAUAUGAAGUCAUGUUUACGCCAGACUUGUAUGCAGAAUUUAAGGACAUACAAGACUUGUUGUGUAUUAAUCGAUAUCCUGACAUGUGUUUGCUGGUGGUAGAACAUGGCUUUUCAGCAGACGAUGCUCGGAAGCAGAUAGAACAUCUGAGCAAUAAGACUGAAAAACCUGCAGAAGAGUUUAUCGCUUUGCUUCCACUCAGCUAUAAACCCACAGAUUAUCCGUUCAUAUCCUGCACCAUGGAACAGGUUUUCUGUGAACUCGACAGACUGGCUGAAGGCAGAAAUCUGAUGCUAACCAAAACAAAUGAGGUCAGAGACCAGAGACGGGAGAGUGCGCAGACAGCUGGAAAGCCAGCGGAUGUAUGUGCCGAACCAGGAAAACAGCCUAUAAGUGAAAAAUCAAUCAAAACCAUUAAGCAACCACAGGAACAGAGUGUCAGGUCACGGCCCUUUGUACCUCUUCCACGUUUGUCAGAACCACGCACUGUGACAGGAAUGCCAGGAAUCAAUACAAUACAACACUUCAAUACAGCAAAGCGUACCAGCAACAAAGUGAACCUUGUUCUCCUGGGAAUGUCUGGGACUGGAAAGAGUGCGAGUGGAAACACCAUCCUUGGAAAGUCAGUCUUCUUCUCUAGACCCAGUUCACAGCCAGUCACCAGAGAUUGUGAGAUAGCAGAAACAGAGAUAAAUGGCAAACAUGUGCGUGUGAUAGAUACUCCAGACAUGUUUGAUGAUGACAUUGAAGAAUCAGUUAAGAACAAAUAUCUAAAACGGUGCAAAGAGCUCUGUGAGUUACACCCUUGUGUGUUUGUACUUGUGAUGCAUAUAAGCAGAUUUACAGAUGGUGAAAGAAACAUACUGAAAAAACUGGAAAAAGCUUUUGGGAGGAAUGUUAAAGAACAAACUGUCAUCCUGUUCACUAAAGGAGAUGAUUUGCAUCGUGCUGGAAAAACACUGACUGAUUUUCUGCAUAGUUGCCAACCUGAUCUGAAGGAAAUGAUUCAACAGUUGGGCAACAGGUGUGUUCUCUUUGAGAAUAACAGAUCAGGUUCAGCUCAGGUGGAAAAGCUGCUGGACACAGUGAUCAUGGUGUUAGAAAAGCAGCAGAAAUUAUAAUGUCAUGUAUCAGAUCAUCAUGUACAGUGUAAAGAUAUAAAAAGGUUUGACAAUGAAAUUAUUUGAUGUCAUAAACCAGUAGAUAAAAAUCUUAUAAUUUUCAUUUUUUAUGUAUUAUUUUACUUUAUUUCCUACAAAUCAGCAAAUGAAAGAGUAAUGGAUUGAUAAAUUAUAUUGGGGUUUUUUGUUGUUGUUUUUUGUGAAUCUUGGUCAAACAAAUUAAUAAAAGCUCUUAAUUUUC